AUGGCGAGCCCCGAACUCGCUGAAAAGCUGAAGAAGCGUCUGGAUGAGCACCCAGAAAAGGAAGAGGCAGUCCAUUUUGAACCGCCUCCACCGGCACCAAUCAUACCUCUGAAAGUAAGUGAGUGUUUAGAAUGUCCGAUGUAUUAUAGAAGGUUUCAGAUUGUUGAAAAUCCGUACGUCCCGAAAGCCGAGACCUCAAUUGAUGAUUUGAUUUUCAAAGCAUUAGAGAAGAAAGAGGAAAACAACAACAAUCAAGUGACGGCCCCUCUGAAAGUGGAAACGGAAUCUGUGGUCCCUCCGGUUCCCACUCAUCAGAAGCCAAUCAACGUGGAUCCUCGCAGUCCUCCUCCCAAACGAUCCAUUCAAGAACUGCUGGAAAGGGAGCGAUUGGAGCAGGAACAGAAGCAACAGAAUGCGCCGGUCCCGAAGACGCCGGUGAUGGUCAUCUCGAAAGGCGCGUUCCCGAGAAGUGCAUCGCCGAGACGACAACAGUUUGUGAGGGAGAACGAGGAUGGAAACGAGCUGGAGAAGAAGUUGGCGGCGCAGAGAACGAAAAAGUACACGGAGGAGUUGGAAGCGCUCAAACAGAAGCCAGUCGACGUGCUCGACGAAAUAAUGAGGAGUGUAAGUUGGGGCGGAUUGAAAAGGGAUUGAAUUACUAACAAUGGGUGUUGUGAACCAAACAGGUAGACCACAUUUAUUUUCUUUAUGUCUUCCAAUCACACAAAUUCUCUCGUUUCCAGCCUCCUCCACCAGCACAAUCCCAACCACAACUGCCUAAGAGUCCUCCUCCGCCAACGCCUCCAGCCAGAAUCACCAGUGUCCGUUCAGACGAAUCAUUGGAAGAAGAGGACCGUCAGAGGAAAGAAACGGAAGAAACAGCUACAUUUGAAGAGUUGGAGGCGGAGAUAAUGCGAAUCUCGAGAAGUCCAGUGCCCCCGCCAGUGCUCAGCAUCCCACCUCCGCCUCCUCCGAGCAUUCCUCUUCCUCCGACUCCUCAGCUGAUCCCAUCUCCACCGUCUCCACGUCCGACGAGUGUGCCCCCACCAAUUCCGAGUCCAGGGCCUUUUGAAGAUGUCAACGUGGAUGAGCUCAUCGAAUCCUUCACUGAUUCGGUUAUUAUCAACUCCUUUUCUCCGCCUCCGCCACUUCCGCCGCUUCGGGAAUCUUCACUGGAAGCGGAACCAAUAGAGAACACGCCGGAAGAUCCAACUCCGGCGCCAUUAGCUGAACAAGAAGCUGUAGAACCAGAAACUGCCCCGGAGGUUCCGAAAGCAUCCCAAAAUGCUUCAGAAUCUAAAGCAGACGUCAUCGAGGUUCCCGAGGAUCGGCCAAAGGCUCCGACGCCAAUCCGUGACUCAUCGCUCCCACCUCCACCUCCUCCGAAGCCAGAGACUCCAUUGGCCAUCCGUAGGGCCGGCCCGAUUCCAACACCCCAGCUGCUCGAGAUGAUUCACCAGGAAGACUCGUAAGAAAACAUAUGGAAACCGUUUAAAAGUCUGGAAUUCCUUUUCAGCGCCCGCCCUUCCUCGCCCACACUCCCCUCUCAGUCUCACAGUCGUCCACAGUCUCCGGCAGUUCCCAAAGUAUGUUUUCCUUAUUUCCCAUUCAAUCAAAACAUUUCCGCAAUGCUUCUUUUUCGCAGAAGCCGUCAGUGGUCAGUCCAUUGGGCCUCCUCUGUGAUCCACAUUUGUCGCUGGAGAAGUCGUCAGGUGCUCCUCCAGAAGACGUUCCGUCAAACCAAUGGACCCAGUGCCAGUGGCCCCCCGUCGAUGAGAAAGAGUUGAACGAUGCAUUGGAAAGAAGAAAUAAGAUUCUGGAAGGUGAGUGUAUUCCGGAAAUCAUUGAGAGCCUAGGCAAAUUUUUGUUUUUGUUCAUCGAAUCUUCCGAAAAAAAGCGGGGGCAAGCGUAAAGUGUCUAAUGAAAUGUCAACAUAUCACUUAUUCCGGCUCCUUCUGGUCACCUCCUCCUCAUCUUCUUCUUCCUUUUUCCUAAUCUCUGCGCUUCUUCGUCUCUAGCCAUUCCUAAGAAGUUUCUCCGGAACAGACGUGUAAUUGCGAGAACACAUCGUUCAGAUUUGACCGAUGUUGGUGGCGGUAGGCCGCGCAUCAUAAACAAUAGUUGAUUAUGUCUGUGUCUCUUCAUCCCGCACACUCUCUCUCUCCUCGUCUUGUUGAUCACCGUCGAUUCCACCGUCACACGCAACAUUAGUCAUCGUCCUCUGGUUCAUUUCCGAGCUUAUUUUUGUCUUCUGUUGUACUCAGCCGACCCAAUUACCGCUUCAUUUCCUGGCAACCGAUAAAGUAUUUCGAAACUCUGCGCGUCUCCGACUUCCGCUUCUGCUCUUCUCCAUUCUCCAUACGGAUUUCGCAAGCAGGCGAAUCAGAUCCGCAGUUGUUUUUUUGCAUUCAAAAUAGCAUAGUUUCGCGCCAUAGAUUCGUCAUCUCGGACAAGGUCGCUCACCUUUUCGCGCCGGUUGUUUCUCUCCCUCUCGUGACUCGUUCUCCUUCCGUUUUCUUCUAUUUUUCUUGACCGAAGGCCCGGAAUUUCAGCAGUGAUCAUGUUUGACGAGAACUUUUCGAGAUUCGGUAAGACCGCCUACACUAAUUCUCUAUCUUCUCGCAUCUAAAACCAUUCUCUUUCAGGCGAGAGCGUGCCGUUGAAGAUGAACAAGAAGAUCUCGUUGUACGCCGAAUUCAACGAGUUCUCGCGCAACAGAUCCAGUACUUCGUGGAUACGUUCAAGAAAUACGACGAGGAUCAGGACAACUUUAUCGAUUUCAACGAGCUGAAGCGCAUGAUGGAGAAGCUCGGCGAGGCGCAGACGCAUAUCGCACUCAAGGAGCUCAUCAAGAAGGUCGACGAGGAUCAAGACGGAAAGAUCUCGCAGCGAGAGUUCCUGCUCAUCUUUCGACUGGCGGCCACUGGAGAACUCUCGUGCUCAGAAGUCUUCAAGACUCUUGCCGACAGCGUCGACGUCUCCAAAGAAGGCGUGCUCGGAGCCGCCAACUUCUUCCAGGCCAAGGUAACUCGGAAUGAACGUAAACUUCUCAAUAACAUUGUGCUUCAGAUUGAAGAACAGACGAAACUGUCGCGCUUUGAAGAGGAGAUGAAGCAGGAGAAGGAGGAGAAGCAGCGGCAGGAAGAGGAGAAGCGGAUACGCCGUGAGAAGUUCCUGGCUAGCAAGUCGAUCUUCCACUGA
Messenger RNA from Caenorhabditis sp. 36 PRJEB53466, 3201 nucleotides. NCBI's taxonomy places the organism in Eukaryota, Metazoa, Nematoda, Chromadorea, Rhabditida, Rhabditidae. The record is from the annotation of a GenBank genome assembly.